Ceutorhynchus assimilis (cabbage seed weevil) is the source of this 3511-nucleotide messenger RNA. The record is from the annotation of a GenBank genome assembly. NCBI's taxonomy places the organism in Eukaryota, Metazoa, Arthropoda, Insecta, Coleoptera, Curculionidae.
GUUAUGUGAAAGAAUCGUCUGGCUAAUCUGUGAGUACAUCUGGCAAGUGAAAAAUUUAUAGAUACAAAAAUUUUCAGCCAGACUCUCUUUUCACUAUCUGAGAUAAGCCAGACUGCUAUUUUCAUAUUCUUUAUGUUCUAUUUUAGUAAAUGUGAAAUAUUUAUGACUGGGAAAAGAAGUGUACUUAACUUGUAUUUUUCAUUUAUAUUGUGAACUCAUCCGUUGUUUUAUUGUCACCAAGAAAAGACAACAAACUAUUCAAUAUACAUCAACUAGGGAAAUCAACCCCCCGAUUCUCAACUUCUAGUCGCAACCUAUCAACCCCGACUUUCCAUUGCCUUUCUACAAGGAGUCGGGAGUCGGGACGUUACGUAGGUAUCGACUAAACGAUUGAGAAUCCCACUGCAGAAUAGCCAUUUUGCUGAAGUAUUUCUAUUUUGCACCAAAAAACUCUAUAGUAGUAAUUGUUAUGAAACUUCUAUUAAAUUAUCUAAAAUCGAGUCUAAAGUAAUCAAUCAUAUCAAAAAUACAAUUCACAAUUAAGUGAUAGGGCCAGAGACUAAACAUUGCCCAAAUCUAUUCUAGAAAACUCUAGAAAGAGAAAUCCGGUCGUGCCAGGGCUUGAUUAUAUGGACGGAUUGCGAUAGAGAAGGCGAAAACAUUGGCUUCGAAAUUAUUAAGGUUUGCACCGAUAUCAAGCCCCAAUUGAGAGUGUAUAGGGCUAAGUUUUCUGAAAUCACUGCCGCUUCAGUUUUUAGGGCCUUGAACACUUUGGGGCAAGCCAAUAAGAAUGUAAGUGAUGCUGUGGAUGUACGACAAGAAUUGGAUUUGAGAACUGGUACUGUUUUGUGUGUGUUUUAUGCUAAAUAAAAAUAGUGAGUUUUAGGAGCCGCUUUCACUAGACUGCAAACUUUGAGAUAUCAGCAAGUAUUUCCUGCAAAAUUAGCCAACAAAUUGAUUAGUUACGGUUCGUGCCAGUUUCCUACUUUGGGGUUUGUUGUAGAAAGGUAUCAGGCCAUCGAGGAUUUUAUUGCGGAGCCGUUUUGGAAAAUAAAAAUGAAUCACACUCUAAAGUUAACGACAGAAUUUUUGUGGAAACGAGAAAGACUGUUUGAUAAGAACUCCUGCGAGGCGAUUUUAGAUCACCUGAAAGAAAACCCCCUAGCGACAAUAGAAAGCGUGGAAAGCAAGGCCAAAAGCAAAUGGAGGCCCUUGCCCCUGGACACAGUGGAAAUGGAAAAAACAAUAUCCAAAAAACUUAGAAUCAACGCCAAAGAUACAAUGAAAAUAGCGGAAAAACUAUACACUCAAGGAUAUAUCAGUUAUCCACGUACCGAAACCAACAUCUUUCCCAAAGAGUUAAACCUGACCAGCUUAGUAGAACAACAACAAAACGACAACCAAUGGGGCCCCUUUGCGCGUAGAAUUAUGACAGAAGGAGGUCCCACACCAAGACAGGGUCGCAAAUCUGAUCAGGCCCAUCCUCCCAUUCAUCCUACUAAAUACGCCGAUAAUUUACAGGGCAAUGAAAAAAGGGUUUACGAGUACGUGGUGAGGCACUUCUUGGCCUGCGUUCACAAAGACGCUCAGGGCUUUGAAACUGUCGUGCACGCUGAUAUUUCAGGGGAAAAAUUCACUGCCAAGGGACUGAUCAUUUUGGAGAAAAAUUAUUUGGAUGUGUAUGUUUAUGAGCAUUGGAACGGCAAGGAGAUUAAUAAUUAUGAGAGAGGAGAUACAUUUAAUCCGACAACUUUGGAAAUGGUAGAAAGCCAAACUGGGCCUCCUAAAUUGCUCACUGAAGCCGACUUAAUAGCCCUAAUGGAAAAACACGGAAUCGGAACCGAUGCCACUCAUGCUGACCACAUUGACACUAUCAAAUCCAGAGAGUAUGUGGGUCUGCACGAUAUUUACUUUGUGCCGGGCAACUUGGGCAUGGGUCUAGUAGAAGGGUACAACAAUAUAGGGCUGGAAAUAUCUCUUGCGAAGCCCACUCUCAGGGCCGACUUUGAAAAUGACCUGAAGCUGAUUUGUGAGGGACACAAAGAUGCGGAGGUGGUGAGGCGCGAACAAAUUGCCAGAUAUAAAGCCAUGUUUCAGACAGUUGCUGAAAAAAUGAGGCUCAUUGACGCGACUCUGGCAAAUAGGCUGGACGAUAGACCAGAAAAUGUGCCAGAUGAACCAAAUGUCUCUGUAGGUGGAGAUGAUUUCAGGCCUGCGCUGAAAUGCCCCAGGUGCGGCAACGAUAUGAUCAUAAAAACGAAAAAGGAUGGAGUUGGCAAAUACUUGACGUGUCUUGGAUAUCCGGACUGCAAAAACACUAGUUGGUUUCCCAAUUUUGUCAAAAACGUUGAAGUGACCGACCAACAUUGUCAAGAGUGCGGACCCGAUUGCAAACUGCUAAAAUUCACAUUUCGACCCAAUCCGUUUCUUGGGGAGCCUAACCCCAAUGUCCUGUGCGUUGGAGGUUGCGACGAAAACGUCAACGAGACUUUGGAUGUUAACUUGGGUAAUAGGAGAGCUAAUAAUGAGGUAGCACCAACGAGAAACGUUGCUUCACAAAGAGCACCUCAAACUCAAACACCAAGGGCGGUGCAAGCUACUACACCACGAGUAAUUGCUGCACCUCCUCAAGCUAAUAAUCAAAAUCAUUUACCACCUCCUGUUGCAAGAAGCACAAAUUCUGGUAACAGGCCUGCUGCAAACGCUGAUGAAGAUGUUGUGUGCCAGUGCGACCAAACAGCUGUACUUUUAACAGUGCGAAAAGACGGCCCCAAUAAAGGUAAGCAAUUCUACAAAUGCGCACAAUCCGUGUGCAAUUUCUUCUUGUGGGAUCCGCACGACGCCGCAAACGCUGUUGCUCGACCUGUUGCUACAACUGAUACAGUGGACGUCCAGUGCCGUUGCAAUGAAAAAGCCCCCAUUAGGACAGUGAAUAAGGAGGGCCCCAAUAAGGGCAGGCAAUUUUAUUGUUGCCCCAAUAUGCAAAACAGUUGCAACUUUUUCCAGUGGAUUGAUGAGCCUGCAUCAGAGGAAAAUGAAAAUCUUAAUUGGAGCUUUAGAGGGAAAACUUCAAGGGGCCAGGGCAGGAAAACGCAAGGAACGAGGGGGAAAAGGAAAUGCAGCAAGUGUGGGCAAGAAGGUAAUAUGUCUGCAUUUUUCAAUAGAGCAUCGAGUUUUUAUAGUUUUUUUUUUAGGUCAUACAAAAAAUCGUUGUCCCAAUUAAGAAGGUGCCUUAAUUUAUUUAUUAAAGAGAAAUAUAUUUAUUUAUUUAUUUUUAUUGAUUUUUUUAUUGUGAAUUUUCUAUAUGUUUCCUACUCCUUUUCCAUAGCGCUACAACUUGUGUCCAAAAACAAGCUUGCGAUUUGCGAAUGCUGUAAAUAAUCCUGUGUUCGUGUCUAAACUAACAGUCAAUCACCUGAAGAAAAUAGAAAAACAGUGAAGAACUGAAGAAUUAAGAGUUGAAGAAAGCAAACGUGCAACAACGAAAAAACAACGAGCUCGCAAUAGUCGC